Molecule: messenger RNA, 2536 nt
Organism: Pomacea canaliculata
Lineage: Eukaryota; Metazoa; Mollusca; Gastropoda; Architaenioglossa; Ampullariidae
Product: dipeptidase 1-like
Exons: 11
Coding region: 1206-2507 (433 amino acids)
Biological process (GO): proteolysis
Molecular function (GO): metallodipeptidase activity
Source: RefSeq, a predicted model, not a curated record
GUGUGUGGCUGUAUUUACACACCUUUUUUUCCGAACUGUGCGAGUGUGACGGUCGCUCACUGUCAGCACGAGUUUGCAUUCCCUCCACCUCCACCUCCAACCACAAACCCCACCCGAGCAUUUUCCUGCGCCGGUGCGGAUGAUUACAGCUCACAUAAACAUGUCCUAGACACUGCCGUUGAAAGCUGCAUAAUUAGUGAAACUUCAAGCUUCUAAUGAUACCUCACUCUUGUCAUAGGUGAGUUAGAGUGUGUAACUGUAAGUGAUGAAGACAGAAGACAGCAAUAUGGAGACAGGCAUUUGCUCAAGAAGGGAGUGACAUUAAACAGAAAAUCGGGGCUGAUUAUUUGAAUUUCUUGAACUGGAACACAGAAGGAUUAUUGUCAAAGCCAGAAGACGUUGACUUUAUCGUUUAUGUCCACAUUUUAUUGUAGUAUCUAAUGCAAUGUUCAUAAAAAUGCUCGUUCAAAGGAUUGUCCAUAUCACACAGAGUUCAUCAAAGACUAUCGGGAGGACUUUGAACCUUAAGAAUGAAUUAGUGACUGAUGUAAAGCAUGUUGAAGCAAAGUAGACACAUGGAGAGCCUAAAAAUGCAGUGAAACAGAACUUGGUCCGUCAGGCCCUUCGUUUGUGUGAUAACUCGUCUCUCUGUGUCUUCGUAUUUGCAUAAAUGAAUGACAGAAAACCUGAAUGCUUGCAUCCCUCCAUCCAUCACGGUCUCCAUUGCGGGGGGACAAGUGACUGUAAACAAUUCCUCGUCGCAAAGUUGACGAGCGAUGUAUGUCUGUGAAGGAGCUGGGACUGUGGAGUACAGUCAGAGGCUAGAAAUGUCUGUCACACACGUGCUUGUAUCAUAAUGUGUGCAAGGACUGACACGAGCUACACGUGCGAACAGUGCAUUGUCUCCCCAACAGCCAAGAGGCUGAACCUCAUCGAAAAACAAUGUGAGUAAUGUGGAUGUUUAAUGACAGAGGUGAAGCCUGUUAGCCCAGUUGUAGACUAUACAGCUGUACAACUGUAUCAUCAUAGUUGGCGGCAGGGAAUUCAAGGGAGUCGUUGUCGGAGACAGGGGAGUGCAGUUGAAGGAUCGCAGUCAAGGAGGGGCUGGCAUUGAGUUGAAGUGACAGUGUGAGGUCCUGCUCUCGUCCUUUGUGAGAACAUCGUCGUUGACCUCACAAGACUUCUUGGGAUCAAACCAGCUUCCUAUGGAGCCGCUUGGAAGUUCAUCGUCGUCAUUAGAGAAGUCCACGUCAGGCCGCAGGGCUGUCGUCACGAAGAAGCGUUUCCUCAUCGUCGCGGUCGUCGGUGUUGUUGUCCUAGCGCUUGUCAUCGGAUUGGCCGCGGGGCUGAGCACCAGAGGGGACAUGCGCACUGCGUCGCUUCCGGAACGCGUGGUGAGGGCUGAAGAUGUCCUCGGGCGGUACCCGUUGGUUGAUGGACACAAUGACCUACCUUGGCAAUACCGAAGCCUUCUACAGAACAAAGUAUUUUCUGAACAAGCCAACCUGACAGUCGGGUGGAAUAAGGUGCAUACAGAUAUACCUCGGCUGCGGAAAGGGAAGGUUGGAGCACAGUUCUGGGUGGCGUUUACCCAUUGUAACACGUCGUAUCUGGAUGCUGUGCGCCAAGCCUUAGACCAGGUGGAUGUGAUUAAGAAAAUGGUGGCCCGAUAUCGGAGUGACUUCCAGUUUGUCACCACUGCUCAAGGCAUUGAAGAUGCUUUCAACAAUGGAAAAAUCGGGAGCAUGAUAGGCCUAGAGGGAGGUCAUCUUAUUGACAGCAGUCUGGGCAACCUGCGCAUGUUCUAUGAACUUGGGGUUCGCUACAUGACGGUGACCCACAGCUGUAACACACCAUGGGCCGACAACUGGAGGGUGGAUGAAAACAACACCCCGGUACACAACGGGCUCACUCCCUUUGGAAAAGUGGUCAUCAGAGAGAUGAAUCGCCUCGGCAUGAUGGUCGACCUGUCACACGUGUCAAGGAAGACGAUGAUUGACAGCAUACAAACCUCACGAGCCCCUGUCAUCUUCAGCCACUCCUCUGCUUUCGGCUACUGCAACCACUACCGCAACGUCCAAGAUGAUGUCCUCGAAAUGACGAAAAAUAACAACGGCGUUGUCAUGGUGAAUUUCUACAGCCCGUACGUUAACUGUUACCCUAACAACAUCAGCGAGCCAAAUGGAACUCUCUCGCAAGUGGCAGAUCACAUCGACUACAUCAAGCGCAAGAUCGGCAUCGACCAUGUAGGCAUUGGUGGAGACUACGAUGGAGUUGAAGUACUGCCCGUGGGACUGGAGGAUGUGUCCACGUACCCAGCAUUGUUCGCUGAACUGCUCAGGCGAGGUUAUUCCGAUGACGACCUCAUGAAGCUCGCCGGCAAAAACCUAGUCCGUGUGUUCCGGGCUGUAGAGAAGGUUCGCGAUGACCUAGCCUCUGAAAGACCUUAUGAAGACCUUAUAGAUAAAUCCACUUGGGUUAAUCUGACAUGUCGAACAGAUUUUUGAUGACAUUGAUAUAUCAGAAUGAAUUUUUA